Sorex araneus (European shrew) is the source of this 10762-nucleotide messenger RNA. RefSeq names its product GPRIN family member 3 (gene GPRIN3). Gene Ontology annotation, cellular component: plasma membrane. NCBI's taxonomy places the organism in Eukaryota, Metazoa, Chordata, Mammalia, Eulipotyphla, Soricidae. The record is from RefSeq and is a predicted model, not a curated record. The coding region runs from base 259 to 2238 and encodes 659 amino acids. The transcript has 2 exons. Gene Ontology annotation, biological process: neuron projection development.
CGGCGGGCGCGGGCCGCGGGGUGCUCCGGGGACCGCCUCGGCGCCUGUUGCGCGGGUCCCAGGCCCUCCCGGGCGCCCCGGCGGGGCCGCCCCCCGCCCAGGUGCGCGAGCGCGCGCCAAGGUCAUCGCUCCCCUGCGCCGCGGGGCCAGAUUGGUCCUCCCGAGCUGUUGUCCCUGACUUCGUCUUCUUCUGUCUGAGCCACGAUUGUCCGGCACAGUCCCAAAGCCAGCUCAGAGCUUUUUCUGGAGCGAAGUUCCAUGGGGACUGUCCCUGACUCUCUGAGACCAGCCAAAGUCUCUCUGAUCGCCGCUACCAGCACAGAAGACGUUCUGGGGGCGCCACGGUGCCAGCCCCCCGGAGCCCUGGUGCCAGGGUGCGCCAAUGGCCUUCCCGGCGCACCUGCAGAGCCCGCGCUCGGCCCGGGGCCGGCUGCGGGGGUCCUGAUGCAGGCCUGCGAGCAUGAGCCCCCCGAGCCGGGCAUGUCUUCUGCCGUCCUGCAGGAGCUGGAGAAGGCGUCCCCCACGCUCAGCUCGCCGGCCGGGUCCCCCGCGCCCAGCCUCCUCUGCACGCCUCGGAGGGACCCUGCGCAGCACCCAGAGCGCACCAUGCCAGCCGCUGACCAGCACGCGCCUCGGCCCAGCCCCGGGGACAGGACCCUAGUCCGGGAGGAGCCCGAGGUCACCCAGGCCAGCGAUCAGAGACCGUCCGAGGCAGAGCCACGUGCGGAGCCCCGCUGUCCCGGGGGCGACGGUGGGGACAGCAGCAAAGAGCCAGGCCACUGCGCAGCUCCCGCUCGGGAGACCAGCCAGGACAUGGCGCGGGCGGUGGAGGCCCGGGCCGGCCACGCUCCUGUCCCCUGUGCCCCAGGAAGCCACGGGGAGCAGCCUGGGGCCACCAGCGACUCCCAGCCCACGCCCUGUGACCCUUCGAGCGGGGGACAUGGGUGUGCGGCCAGCGCAGAGCCCCCGGCCCUGCCCUCAGACCCUCCCCAGGGCGCCCUCCUCGCAGGCACGUCCUCGCGGCCGCCGGAUCCUGUGCCCGAGCCGCCGGGGUCCAGGUUCAAGGAGGCCAGCACGAUGACCACCGAGGUGGGCAGUGAGCUUGGGGCCUGGCUCGGCCGGGCGCGGCGGGAUGCGGAGGUGCAGGCGGUGGCCAGCGUGGAGAGCAGGGCGGUGUGCACCAGCCCGGGCAUCCCCGCCGUCCCCCGCUGCCCGGACCCGGGGGAGAAGCCCCCAGAAGAGCUGCGCGUAGUUUGCCACGGCGCCGGGGACCGUGUCCUGGCGCUGGAACUGUGCGACAGCGCGCAGACCACCCGGGGCUCGGGAGAGGGGCCGCCCCCUGCACAGAAGCAGGGGUCCCCUCGGGCUGCUCGGGACGCGAGCCGGGAGGACAAGGGGUCGCCGGGAACGGGCUCCCAACAGCCAGCAGGUGGGGGGACGGGGUCCCUGGCAUCAAGCACCCCCGACGGAGCUGCCCAGAGCGCGCAGGGAGCAGCCGGCACGAGGCCGAGCCCCCUGCCGGGGAGUGGGCACGUGGAGACCGACGCCAGAGGCCACCCCCAGCCGGGGGACCCGGCCAGCCCAGGUGACCAGCGCGGGCCCCCGGAGCCUGGGGUGAAAGAGAAGCCCCCCGGGCGAGGGCAGCAGGAGGAGACGGCGGGGACGACGGCGACGCAGCUCCCCAGCGCUCAGCUGCGGCCCGGAGCCCCCGAGAGCGGGGCCGCGUCCAGCGCCCACCCGUCCCCCGCCGGGGCCGCGCGCCUGAGCCUGCCCACCGACGGCUCGGGCACCGCCAGCCCGGGCUCCUCGGGGGAGCGCACCCCGGGGCGCACCGUCCGCGCCAGCCCGCGCCGCGCCAGCCGCGUGAGCGAGUUCCUGCGGGAGCACCGGGCGGGCCUGGCGGGCGACAGGAAGAAGCAGCCCGAGCCCCGGGCGCAGGCCAAGGCGUCCAAGCGCGUGCGGGACGUGGUGUGGGACGAGCAGGGCAUGACGUGGGAGGUGUACGGCGCGUCCCUGGACCCCGAGUCCCUGGGCGUCGCCAUCCAGAACCACCUGCAGCGCCAGAUCCGCGAGCACGAGCGGCUGCGGCAGGCGCACGGCCGCCGCUCCGUGUCCUCGGACACAUCCUCGCAGAAGAAGCUCAAGGGCCGGCAGCACGGCGUCCUCCAGGCGCUGCUGCAGCACCUGCGCCGGCCCAACUGCUGCGUGCGCCCCGCGCCCUCCUCCGUGCUGGACUGAGCGCCCGCCCCGCGGGGCGCGCCGGCCCCUGACCCCAGCACCCAGGCCCAGGCCCCCUCGCUGCCAGCAGCCUGUCGCUUUGGACGGAAGAGCGAGAGGAAAAGAGAGAAGGGCGCUGGCCUGAAGGCUGAUGACCUCAGUUGAAAGGAAAUAAGAUUCUCUGGGUUGUGUGUUUUUGUUUUUAUUAAUAUGAUGUCGCUUAUGAAACUAGCAUUAACGUGGUCCGUGUGUCAUUUUGUGUGACUGCCUCAAUUUAUCACACUGCAGUACUUCAUUAAAGUCUCUGCUUUGUAAUUUUUUUUUUAAAAAAUGGCCAAAACGCUAUGAGCAACAUCACUGGAAAUGUGGAGUCCUCUCACAGUGAAAAUGCUGUUGCUGCACAAAACUGAAACAACCGGUGAGGGCUAUAAUGUAAAAAUGUGAAGCGAACUGGACUCAUUCCAAGGUCUGUUGCCAUGAAGAGCGUUUCGAUGUACAAAACAACAAAUACGAAUAUUUGUAAGCACCUACAGAUAACCGUUUUAUACACCUUGUGAUACUGUUAAUAAAUGUAGAACAGUUAAAUUAGGAAAAUUAGCUCAGCUUUUGAAUAUGAAUACUGCCCACAUAAAGCAGGUUGGGAUGUGAAGAUUUUCUGCACUAAAUACAUGCAAGGAAGGUACAGCUCUGUGAAUCUGAAGCCAGCUGAAUAAAUUCAGAUUUCCUCCCCCUGAAGGAAGCAGUGUGACUGAAUUCUGGAAAAGGAAUCAUUCCAUUUUUGCCAAUACUAAAAUUCUAGGUGGUGGCAGGUUCCUCCCGGUCACAGUGACCUGUGGCUGAUCGUUCUGCUAAGGAAUUCUAAAUAGCCAAUCCCUAAGUCCUCUUUUCUCUGUGUUGAAAAGGAAUAACAAAAGCAAUCGGUUUGAUUUAGAGUGCUGUAAAUGGGUAUUGGGACUUGGUCAACAGCCGUCCAAUAGAAAACGUAGCCUAAUAACUAGAAGGCUGGCAUAUGUCCUUACAGCUUGUGUAUGUCAAAUAAAGUGCAUCUAAAAAGGUGGCCCUUUGGGGCUGGAGCGAUAGCACAGCGGGUAGGGCAUUUGCCUUGCACACGGUCGACCCGGGUUCGAUUCCCAGAAUCCCAUGUGGUCCCCUAAGCACCGCCAGGAGUGAUUCCUGAGUGCAGAGCCAGGAGUGACCCCUGUGCAUCGCCAGGUGUGACCCAAAAGCAAAAAAAAUAAAAAGGUGGCCCUUUGCACACACACAGCUAUUCAGCCCUCAGACCCAGUGAAAGAGGCGUUUUUAAAAACAGCUUGUUCCGGGUAGAAGGUGGCCUGAGAGUCGGCACCUGUUGGACCCCAGCCUGCACCUGUCUGCACAGGGGACUGAGUUCUGAGCCCUUCCCAGCCCAGACUGCCAGCCGGACCGGAGGGGUGAGGCCCGGCCGGAGAGGGGAGUGAGCCAGGUCCCUGAGGAAACACCACACGGGCCCAGUGAUUUGCAAAACCAACAGUGGCUGGCUUCUCAACCUGCUCUGCUUUGACUUUAAAAAUUCUUUUUCUUGUUAAUUCUCUUUUGCAGACUCUGAAUAUAUCUUAACAAUGAACGCUACAGUGGCCACCCACCCAAAUUAGUAAGACGAGACUGCUUUCGUUGUUGUUUUUUGUUUUUGUUUUUUCAUUUUUCAUUUAAGCAAAUUGGAGUCUGUCUAGAGGCAUUUCCCAGAAGCAGGGCUGGGAAUGACAGUUACGUACCUGGAGCUUCCAAGGAAUGUUUCAGUGGAGCGCAUCCUUACCAACUGGCCUCUGUUAGCACUUACGAUCCAAAUGAACCAUUCCCCGAGCGACCAAGUGAUGUAUGAUUACAGAUUUUGCCCCAUACCCUCUUUUGACCUCCAAUGCCCAUUUGCAGUGGUGCGCCUGUCUCGUGGGCAGAUGCGUCUGCCAGGAUGUGGCCUGGCCCCUCUCUGCUCCUGGCUGUCUCCCUCACACACUGGCAUACGCCUGUGUACACAGAGAAAAGCUUGUAUACACAGUCGCAGCUGUCUGCAGCACUACUCCAGAUGGGGCCCCAGGUAAGCCUCAGCUGUGGGUGCUUACCACAGGCUGUUUCCGUGUGAAACUAGGAAAAGGGAAGAUCCAGCCUCUGGCCACGGCAUUUAUUCUCAUGAGCUUGUAGUAACCUCGUGAUUUAUAAAUAGUUAAAGGAGGCAACGACCUAGGAGAUACUUAAGCCUCGUCACAUAUUCAAUCAAUAAAUUAAAAGUUAAAUUAAAAGUAAACCCAGUGUUGCUGUUUGCCUCUCGGAUUAAAACUUAAUGUUUGAUGCAGUGACAACUGAUUUUCUUUGGUGCUGUGAUUGAUCAUUAUUUAUUAAUUUUUUUUUACUUUUCACCGUUUCUUCUAUCACACUAGAGUUUGUUACAAAAAAUUUCAAAACCUGACUUUUGUUUUUUGAAUCUUAUAGAAUAGUUUUAGAAACUAGUAACAGAAACAAAUCAUAAAAUGGAGAGUGAAGAUGGAAAGUGUUUUUAAGACAACAGAAUUUUGUACUAAACUCCAAGUUUUUGCAUAAUGCUGCCCAAAGUACUCUCAUAGUAAGGCCUUUAUUUGAAAAAUCUUCACCCCCGCUCAUGACACAGCCCUCGCACUGUGAGGAGCAGGUGGGAUUCUGCAGAUUUCAACCAGCAGGUGAAGUGGUGAAUCGAGUUUCUUCCCUGGUUCAACUCUCCUUUACUUUGUCCAACCCAUAUUGAUGGGUUGAAAGUCACUUUUGUCCUUACAUUCUUUGAGAUCUGUGUGGUCAUUAAAUUAAUAGAAAAUAUUUCUGAAUCCAGAAGUAUAAGAGAUGCGUUAACUAAGACUGGAGGAUAAUGAAACAAAUAAAACAUUAAAAUUCUCUAUGGCUUAUCAAGUGAAUAUUAGAGUUUUUAAUUUAAACAUUGAUUUGUAUGCAUUUGUGAUCCUAAGAAAAACAUUGUUAAUUCAGCUGCCAUGUGUCUCUCUCUGGUGCUUUUCUAAUUCAGUCUUUCUGGAUUAGUGACUUUGUGCUGUCUUAUCUCAAUUAUUUCACACAGAGUAAAAUCCUAUGUGGCCUAAGUUGAACACGUUGCUAGGUCAAGUUUAAGCAGAAUUUUUUCUUUUUUGCAUCAUCAUAAAUAGCAUUGUACAUAAACAUUUUUACAAAAUAUAUGAAUGCUUUUACUCACCUUGUCUUGUUCAUCUAUAUUGAAUAUAAUUCUAAUUUUUUCCUUAAGAAUAAUCUAUUAUUAUGAUACCUUUGUCUUCUAUGUCUAUUAAAGCUAAAUAUCAAAAUUGAAAGACAUUAGACUGAAUAUGCAUAUGUAACAUAUGGUAACAUAGAAAAUGGAACUUGAAUUUUGGAACCAAAGGCUUAUCGGAACUUGUGGUCUUAAAGUAGAAUGUAUAAGAGCACAAUGACGUCUAGUUUCACUCCAGAGGAUUGAGAUUUUAUUAUUCCUAGUUUAUUCUAAUGUAUUCUCCUCAUUUCUGUGAGUUCCUAUUACUCCAGGACUGCCUGCGUAUACCACAUCAAGAAUAGAAUAUGAUGUGACUUUAAAAUAAAAUGUUUACAGAGGCUAUACAUACAAGUAAGCUGUUAAUGUAAAUUGUUUGGCUUUAGCUGUACCCACUCUGUUAAGUUACGCUGACAAAAUGUGAGAAAAUAAUGUCUUCUUGUCCUCCUACAUAUUGUGCAAGUGUUAAAAAAAAAGCCUCCAGUUCUUUUUUAAAAAAAAAUAAAUAAAUAAACCGUCCACUUCUAGUACCAUAUAAUUACCACACCCCUUGUCUAAUUUUUAAGAAUCAGUAUAAACAAAAACAGUACAUUAGGAUAAGGCUUGCCUAGACGCGUAUGUGUUUUUCCUGAAAUCUGGGCACUCAACCUCACGGUCUGACUUCCUAUUCGUCUACGACGCUGCCAUGGAGACGACGCUGUUUACUCUCUCCAGCUGGUCUUAGCGAUGUUUGAGAAGGAGGCCUCUGUGAUAACGAUGCGGUGGACCCAGCAGUCUCGCAGUUCCGUGGAUCAAAGAGCUAACCCUCGUGCCCCGCCCUUGUUUUGUCCACACCGUGAAUGAGAAGUCUUCUCCACACGGACUUCAGGGUUUGCUGUUCUGUCUGCCUAGCUGGGCACUCUGCUCUCGGGGCCAGCUUGGUUGAAUAAUCACCCUGGUCUCCAACUGGGGGUUGGCUGCCGCUGAGUGGCAAAGAGCAGGUGAUAAGCGAACUCUCCUAGCCAUCCUCUACAUCCUAGAUCCUUCUGAAUGAAAUCCCGCAACCAGCGAAGUAAUUAUAGGUCUCUGUGCAGACACACAGGCUUACGGAUGUCAAGAAAAUUUUAAGACAUGUUUGCAAAAGGAGAAAAAUCAUGUAAAUACUGAAACUGAUUUCUGUGAAUCUGAUUGGAGUCUUGUGGGGAAUAAAAAGGCCUUCUUGGCUACAAAAAAAUUAAAUAAACAUAAUUUUCAAUGACUGAGGACCUAAAUGAAGAAGGAUGAAAAUGGAAAGAUUCUGCCUUGCAAGUAAUUAGUGACAUCUGCCAGAAGUCAUUACAGCUACUUCUAACUGUGAACAGUCACCAGCUAAAUACUCACUUGCCACAACCAAAUAACCUCUCUUGAAGUAAAUUCAGUAAUCUGUAUAUAUGUGUAAAUAAAAGCAAUGAUCCUGAAAAGUUAUUAUUGGUUAUCAGGUAAAUCAAGAUUAUGUAAAUUAUAAAGGACAUUUCAAUAACUAGAUCUUGGUGAAAUGGCUAGAAUGGUGCAUGCAACAUGUCAUUAUUUAUUAAUUUGGUCGGCUUUCUUUUAAGACUAGUGCUCAUAUUAAUCACGAUAAUAAGACUGUUGACUAUGAAAUUAAAGCUAAGCAAUAAUGUGCCCAAAAGGCAGUUAUACCAGCAAGUGCAUCUAUUAGGGGCAGGCCGUGAUAUGGAUAUGGUUUGUUCCCUGAAGAAUAACUGUGAUUUAUAGGACAGAGCAAGUAAAGGCAUCAUUUCUGCUUUCUUGCUGGAAAAACUUAUUUUGGAGCUCCAUAAAAAGCAAAGUACUAAUGAGUGUUCAUCGAGAUAUGGUCAGCAUCUCUAUUUCAGGGCUGGCCAAAGCAAGCAAAGCAGUGAAAGUCUUGCUAGCUUAAAACUCAAAGCAGGUCCCUCCAGAAACUGUUGAAAUGGAAGAGUUGGGCAUAUGGUAAUAACUCUUCCUGGACACGAGUGUUUUGAAAAGCAAUUCAAUUAACUCUGCCUGGAGGAUUACCAGCCUUAGCUAUGAAAAAUGAGUUCCCAGAUGUUAAAAUAACUAAAACAUAAGUACUCACUGCAAACGGCUCAAAUAUGCCUUACAGAAAAUGAUGUUUCAAAUGAGUGUUUCCAAAGACAAAUUUUCAGAGUAUCUUUUUGAGUUCUGGCUCAAAAUUAGUUGGCUGCAAAAUGGUAGGCAUAAAAAUUAACUGUUUCUUACUUCAGAGAAAGAUAUCAAUGAUCAACAGCAGGUGAUAAUUAUGAAAGACAUCAGUGAACUGUUAACAUAAUUAGAUGGGAGAAGAAUGCUAGCUUUUCUGGGUCUCUUAAAAUGCGGGCAUACCAUCCACAGAUUUCUAGGGUUGAGAUUAUAACUUGCUUUAGGACACUACUAUUGGUAUUACUCUUUGAUACUUUAAAAUUAAACUCUCUAUUCUUUAAAACUUUUAAGCAGUUAAACAUUUUUUUCUGAUAUGUAUCAUUGCUUGUAAUAUGUAAAAUCUAGAUGUGUAUAGAGAGAAUUAACUAUUGGAUAAGUAGAAGGGAACCACCCAUGUUCAUAGGUAUCUGAAGGCAUCUACACUUUAGUGUAGAUUUCAUGGAAUUUAUUUUAGACUACAUCUUUGAAGAGCUCAUUUUUCAUAAUGUACUCCGUCGUGUCUGAAAAUGAUGUUGGUAAAUCAGAGCUUGCAGUAUUAAACUCCUACUCCUUAGUGCCAAGAGGAGAGAUUUAUUCUUAUUUCACUGGCAUCUGGAAAUACCUAUUAUUGGGGUUGAGAAAGGUCAGCAGGUCCUGAGCACUCCUAACAGCAACCACAUUCCUUAGUAUAUUUAUCACUGUUCUUCAAGUCUGGAGACAGUAUGUUGUGCAUAAUCCCGUGUGGCACAACGCCACGGUCUGUGUGGUUCAUCUGUGAGUGGUGAGUUUUCUAUUUUUAUGUGUAAAAAAAAAAUAACAUUCCCCAUUUUAAGGCCGAAGCUUGGCAUCAAGUGGGCACCUGAAUGCCCAUGAAUAAAGCCAAUGGUGGUGCAUGUUUGUAUAUUUAGUAACAAUUUGACUUUUCACUUUUGAAGGUCAGAAAGGGCUGUUGCUUGGUUGUCUUUUGUUCCGUUUUGUUUUGAAUCAUCUCUAAAGUAGAUCGCAUAGUUACCACAACAGUUGAAUCUAGCAAUCAGGACUUUGGCUAUGAUAAGCUAAAACGCUUUGGCAUUCUAAUAUGCCAGGGCGAGUUAACCGCAGCCUCAGGCACAGGUAAGGUCAGUUGUUUGACCACCAGGUUGAUUUCUGUUCCUCACACAUCGUCUCUGUGUUAAGUGUGUGACUGGGAUGUACAUACUAUGGGUGUGACUGUGUACAUACCUUGUAUGAAUCAUCUGAAUCCUCAAUGCAGCUGUAGGAAAGCAGGCAGAAUAAACCACUGCCCAAAGCCUCAAAAAGGCUAGUCAGUGUGGGUUCGUUGGGUUUUUUCCUUUCAUUUUCUAUACAUAAAAAUCUCUAUGUAGCAUAACUGUAAAUAGCUUACCCUCAUCCGUGUGCACACACACGCAUUGAAUUCAUGCUGUGUAUUUAAAGAAAUUGCAAAUUAAACCAACAGUUAAGAACUGCAUCUUCCCAUGACUGUUCUGCAUGAAUUAAAACCAGGUCAGAUUCUCUCCUGGAGAGGUGCCACCUCCUGGCCGCAGCCGUGGUGCUUAGGAAAGCCCAGUCCCAAUGGAUCCUGGGGGUCUUGCUAGAAUCUUCCAGAAACAUAGAAGAAGCAGCUUCAAAGGUUUAGUCCUGUUUUUAAGCACCUAGUUUUUCACCUGGAAAUGGAGAACACUAGGGGAAAACUUUGUUUUAUGGGCUACAUUUGAACUUGCACGGGCUUUAAGAGUCUUAGAGCUACAGUGAAGUAUCCACCGAUCUCAUGCAGAGUGGAAGCUGAAUGCAGGCACUCUUUUUAGGUCAGCAGAGAAAUGUUUUACAACACCAAAGAGAAGCCAGAGUUAUUUGGGGGGGGGGGGGGGGCAUGGGGGGAUGCAGGCGUCCUGGGCCACACCUGGCUAUGCUUGGAGUUUAGCCCUGGCUUUGCACUCAGGAAUUACUCCUGAAAGUGCUCAGGAGACCAUAUGGGGUGCCGGGGAUAGAACUCUACCCAUAUCUGUCUCCAGUCCUGUGAUUAUUUUUACAUGACAGAUGAUGUUGAUGGAAUAUAGGACGUGGACAAUUUGGAGCUCAUUGAGAUAGUGCCACGUAAGAAAUAGCUGUCAUCUAUGAUCAUUAUGCUAUGUGGACUGAAUAAGGUUGUGCUCAUCCAUCAGCCAACAAGUGUCAACUCUGGACAAGUUUUGCCAACUUUUCAGAGUAAAUUGAUACUGUUUGCGUAUUUUUCUCAUUCUUCUAAGAAAUAUUCACCUUAGUAAAGACCAAGAUUGACCUGAAUCCUAAAACAGUAAGAUUUGACUGAUUCCAUGAUACUAAAAAGUGACCGGUUGAUUAUUAGAUGGAAGAUGUGACAGAAAUCACCAGAAUUGUCCAUUGACAGAGAAUUCACUUUGGCCAAGUGCAAAUAUAUAAUCUUUUAUCAGUAGAAAGUUAAUAAUACCACUAAGUUCAUAUUCACAUUUUAGAUAACAAAUGUGCCAUCUCUAUAUUCCAGAAUAAAUACAAGUUAACCAUAAGAACACUAUAAUUACACCUGUAACUUGCAGUAUUCUUUAAUUCCUAAAAACAUACUUGUUAAUAAGGACAUUGUACCUGAAUUCUUGAUGUUUGUCAAUAUUUACUGUUGCUUGAAAGAAAAAUAUAUGCAAUUAUUUUGGAAGAUGUUUAUUAAUUUAAAUACCACCCAUAAGAUUAUAGCUGUCAAAUGAUAAUAAUUUAUGUGUGUUAUUUAUUCAGCUGAGAAAGACCAAAAGUGUAGUGCAAUGUAAAAAUCACUGAAGAAACAGUAAUAGUCAAAAUGAAAUUCAAUUUGUGACUAGUAUUAAUAUUAGAAUCUAAAGUUACGUCUUUUCAUGAUGUCCAUGAUAUCCAUAUAUAAAAGUUGUAAAAUGUUUUCUUAAGCCAUUCUCAUUUUCCUAAAUUUACCUACCAAUAAAGCUUCAUUCACAGGGGGGGAAAUGGAAUGUUAUUUAUUGAUAUAAGGAUAUAUCAAGAUUUCGAAAUUACAGAUACUUGCACUUUCAUUUGCAACCUGAAUUUUGAAUGGAUGCUUAAGAUACUGAGGUUCAUGUGAUGAUUUAGCUUUGCCUUCAAAAAUGUAAUUUUUUUGCAUUUCAUUUUCCAUAAUAAAUGCUAUAUAGGAUAAAA